AUGCGACCUUCUCAGGCAGCCAUUCCCGUGUCCUUUCUUCGUGCUGAUUCCGAUGACUUUGUGCUGAAGGUCCCUCCAAGGCCGCAGCUGCCGGUGCUGCUGCCUGCAGACUUGUUCUACCCGUUUACCAUUGGCUCAGCUGCCAGACUGGGGUGGAGCACAGCGCUGGCACUGAUCCUGCUGGCCCUAGCAGAAUUCAAGACAGCGUGA
Messenger RNA from Symbiodinium natans, 210 nucleotides. NCBI's taxonomy places the organism in Eukaryota, Dinophyceae, Suessiales, Symbiodiniaceae. The record is from the annotation of a GenBank genome assembly.